ACCCUAUUUGCCUAAUUUCAGCCAUAUUUUCCCAAUUUUCUCUCUCUCUCUCUCUCUCUCUCUAUCGAUAUCUCCCCAAUCUUCUGCGGUUUCUGCGAUUUCUCUUCCAUUCCACCAUUGUUCUUCGAUUUCUCUUCAACUCCACCUGUGGUUGACGGUGGCAAACGGCGGAAUGCCAAUUUUUGGCUAACGGCAGAAAUUUCAAGCCUAUUCUUCGACUCUUGAAGGCUAAAUCUGCUCCAAUUUCUCUUCCACUCCUCUUUUCGUAAUUUAAGAUCUACACCUGCUCCUGAUGAUACACAGACACAGACUUUUGAAGAGAUUGUAUCAUAUGAUGAUCUUCAUAGACUGAUUAUCAUUCCUACUACUGGGUUUGUUCCCUCCAAUGAAUCUACGAAGGUGGUUGUGGAUUGUGUUAAAGCAUUUUACCGAGAUGCUUGGAGUUAAUGGUCAGAUAUACCGUAUAUUUACAGAGAUUAGAUGUGGAAUCAAUUUAGGACAAGGUGUGCAUGGCAUCCCAAAUAUCAUCAGCAAAUAAGUCAUAAUUUCAAGAAAAAAGGUGUUGAUAGGCUUAAAAAUCUCUUCUAUAAAGCUCGGCUUGAUGGCAAGAUGCCCGGUUGGAUACUAAAAGACAUAUGGGAUAAACUUAAUGUGAUAUGGGCUUAUGAAGAAUUUAAGAAGAGGAGCAACGCCAGAAAGGCUGCCCGAGCCUCCAAUAUGGGUGGCUCAUUGCACACAGGGGGUUCAGUUAGUAUGGAGACCCAUCGAAGGAGAAUGGAAAAGGAAAAAGGGAGACUUGUGACUUAUGCUGAGGUCUUUGAGGACAAACAUAUGAAAAAGAAAAAGGAUGGUACGAAAGAAUGGGUUGAGCCACGUGCUGCUAGGACAUAUGAAGCCUAUUAAAACCGUUUGGAGGAAUGGCGUUAAAGUCAACUCGAUUCCGAGGAUGGUAGCUCAACACAAGUGUCACUCAAUGAUGUAGCUUCAAUAUGGACGCAAGUGGUUUGUGGCGCAAAGAAAGGUAGAACCUACGGUCUUGGAUCACAACAUUCCGUAGGUCGUUCUACAAUAUUGUUGUCUGGUGAUACGAGUUCUUCGCAGAAUCACGAAGAGGUGGAAGCAUUACGAAAAGAAGUUGCAGAGUUGAAGGAGGAACGUAAAGAAGAUCGCGCAAAUUUUAACAAAUUGCAGAGUCUAGUGGAGAAAUUUAUUAGUGGACGUCCAUUUGAUCCUUUGAAUGGCGAGGAUGGCGGGGAUAAUGAGCUUUAGUUUAAUUUGUUGUGGUAGUAAUGUUUGAAACAUUAUUAUUUGUUAUGGUUGGAUGUUUAGACUUGGUAAUGUUUACACUUGACUAUGAUUGUAAUACUUAAGACUAGAUUGAAUGGUGCUUGAAUGUUUAACUCUUUUUGGAUGUUUUAGUUACAAAUAUUUAUGUUUUCUAUA
Molecule: messenger RNA, 1443 nt
Organism: Nicotiana tabacum (common tobacco)
Lineage: Eukaryota; Viridiplantae; Streptophyta; Magnoliopsida; Solanales; Solanaceae
Source: RefSeq, a predicted model, not a curated record